Messenger RNA from Lutzomyia longipalpis, 6003 nucleotides. It is a transcript of the gene Trpgamma, whose product is annotated as transient receptor potential-gamma protein. Gene Ontology annotation, biological process: regulation of cytosolic calcium ion concentration; calcium ion transmembrane transport; manganese ion transport. Lineage: Eukaryota; Metazoa; Arthropoda; Insecta; Diptera; Psychodidae. The record is from RefSeq and is a predicted model, not a curated record. The coding region runs from base 909 to 4433 and encodes 1174 amino acids. Gene Ontology annotation, cellular component: membrane; cation channel complex. The transcript is spliced from 17 exons. Gene Ontology annotation, molecular function: store-operated calcium channel activity; protein binding; inositol 1,4,5 trisphosphate binding.
AGUCAACGUCUGCAAUCACACGGAAACGGUUGUGCUUCCCACGGGAAGUCGAUACUACGGUGAGCACCCUCAGCGAGUCCAGGCGUAAAAGGUAAAAGAGUCCCACCGGAAGAGAUACGACGAGCGCCUAUUGUGGGCCCGUGAGUGCCACUUUUGCCUUUCAGUAAAACCACAUAAUACCAUAUGUUGUGAAUUAAAUAGUGGCAUAAUAUAAUAUAUUUAUGUUGAAUGAAUCCUUCGAAAUUGGAAAGUGAACGUCAAUGGCCUAAUCUCCUUAACAAAAUUGGAUACAUGGAUUAUAUCACAACUGGAUUUAUGGAAUAAUUCAUCAAUCAAUUUGUAGGGCAAAAGUUGAUACGAGAAAAAGUAAAAAUAGUGUGUGUGUGAUAGAGUGAAGGGAAAAAGGAAAAGAAGUGUUCGUGAAGGGGAGACAUUCACCACGAAAGUGAUAAGAAAGAUUGUAUUGCUGCCAUUGAGGUGCUUUUAGUGGAGGAAGAGGGACAAGUUGUGUGUGAACGAGGGUGAAAUUGUGAAGUGAAAAAAGAAAGUAUAUAACAGAGGAUACAGUGAAAGGAGGUGCUAAAAAGAGCCCAUUCUCGAGGGAUAGAUAAAGGCCAAACGGCUCACUGGAGGCUCUAAGACGUCAGUCGAGGUCCAUUGCGGCACGGCGUGGACGCAAAGUCAAGUUUUCGGAAUGGGAGGACCCUGGACAGCACACACGAGAUCCCGGUGUUUUUAAGAGCUUCGUGUUUGUGUUUCGCUAAAUUUUAACGAUCUUUCUUCUUGCUUCUUCAGCCAAAUAAAGCGAAGACGAAAAUGGCGAGAGCGAGGAUACUGUGGGGGAUAUCAACUUAGAUAACAUUGGUGGAGGAUCGCGAGCAACAUCGCGCCGAACAUCCCUCGCCGAGAUGAUAUCCAGGGUGAGGAGGACAUCUGGUCAGGAUACAAAAGUUGACAUACCCCUGCCUCACUACACCAUCCCCAUUGAGAAGUUUGCCGACAAGAGAGUCAAAAGACACAGCAUACACGGUAUGAUGGAGGAAGAAAGUGGUCAGAGACCUCACCAGGAAAUGGAGCAGUUAUCCCUGGAUGAGAAAAAGUUCCUUUUGGCCGUGGAACGUGGUGAUGUUGCAAGUUCCCGAAGGAUGCUGCAGAGAGCUCAGGAUACCGACUACAUCGAUAUCAAUUGUAUGGAUCCACUGGGAAGGUCUGCACUGCUAAUGGCCAUUGACAAUGAGAAUUUGGAAAUGGUGGAGUUGCUCAUAAAUCACAAUGUUGACACGAAGGAUGCACUCCUGCAUGCCAUUUCGGAGGAAUUUGUCGAGGCCGUGGAGGUCCUCCUCGAUCAUGAGGACUCAAAGCUGAACACAGGUGGAAAACAUAGUUGGGAAUCUCUGUCACCGGACACAGCCACUUUCACACCCGACAUCACGCCACUCAUUCUGGCCGCUCAUCGCGAUAAUUAUGAGAUAAUCAAAAUCCUCCUGGAUAGGGGUUCUGUGCUACCCAUGCCACAUGAUGUACGAUGCGGUUGUGAUGACUGCGUUACAUCGCGUGGUGAGGAUUCCCUGAGGCAUUCCCGGUCACGUAUUAAUGCAUAUCGCGCACUCGCCAGCCCGAGUCUCAUCGCCUUAUCAUCGAAGGAUCCAAUUCUUACUGCUUUUGAACUCUCCUGGGAAUUACGGAGACUUAGCUUUCUAGAGCAUGAAUUCAAAAAUGAAUAUCAGGAGCUAAGGAAACAGUGUCAGGAUUUCGCAACAGCACUUCUGGAUCACACGAGAACAUCCCAUGAGCUCGAAGUGCUACUCAAUCACGAUCCCACUGGGCCAGUUUUUGAGCAUGGGGAACGGAUGCAUCUCAAUCGACUGAAGCUGGCCAUUAAGUUGCGUCAGAAGAAAUUUGUAGCUCAUCCGAAUGUUCAGCAACUUUUGGCUAGCAUCUGGUAUGAGGGAUUGCCGGGGUUUCGGCGGAAAAACAUGGCUUUGCAGGCACUAGAAAUUAUUCGAAUUGGGAUGCUGUUCCCACUAUUCUCCAUCGCGUACAUCAUUGCACCACAUUCCACUUGUGGCCAAACCAUGAGGAAGCCCUUCAUCAAAUUUAUCUGCAACAGCGCAUCGUAUCUCACUUUUCUAUUUCUCCUCAUGUUGGCAUCACAACGUAUUGAAUCCGUUGUUGGAGGAUGGUUUUGGGAGGCGGAGACCGUACAACAGGAUGAAGUUCCCACAAAGAGAGGCUCCACACCGACCUUUGUGGAGUGGCUCAUCCUUUCGUGGGUCAGUGGCCUAAUCUGGAGCGAAGUGAAGCAAUUAUGGGAUGUUGGGUUGCAGGAGUACGUCAAUGACAUGUGGAAUGUCAUCGAUUUCAUCACAAACUCCCUCUAUGUAGCUACAGUCGCUCUGAGAAUUGUCUCAUACUUCCAGGUGCAAAAGGAGAUGACAUUCAAUAAAUAUGCUGCCGAUUUGCCCCGAGAAAAAUGGGACACUUGGGAUCCCAUGCUGAUUUCCGAGGGAUUAUUUAGUGCUGCCAACAUUUUUAGCUCCCUCAAGCUCGUCUACAUCUUCUCCGUGAAUCCACAUCUGGGUCCACUUCAGGUUUCACUCUCACGCAUGGUUAUGGAUAUCAUGAAAUUCUUCUUCCUCUACGUUCUCGUUCUCUUUGCAUUCAGCAGUGGCCUAAAUCAACUUCUCUGGUAUUACGCCGACCUGGAGAAGAAGCGCUGCGUCGACAAUAUUCAAUCCACGAAUCUUGUGAUUAAUGGCACCGCAGACCCCAACGCGUGCAUCGUUUGGCGUCGAUUUGCCAAUUUGUUUGAAACAACGCAGACGCUAUUUUGGGCCGUCUUUGGCCUUGUGGACUUGGAUAGUUUUGAAUUGGAUGGAAUUAAGAUCUUCACGAGAUUUUGGGGAAUGCUAAUGUUCGGCACGUAUUCCGUGAUUAACAUCGUGGUCCUCCUCAAUCUCUUGAUUGCCAUGAUGAAUCACUCAUAUCAAUUAAUUUCGGAAAGAGCUGACACAGAGUGGAAAUUCGCAAGAUCUCGCCUGUGGAUAAGUUAUUUUGAGGAAGGAGGUACAUGCCCACCACCAUUCAACGUCAUUCCCACACCUAAAUCCUUUUGGUACAUCAUCCAGUGGAUUAAGCGGAAAUUUUGCGGUCACUCGAGAUCCAUGAAGAAGGAACACAUGCGAACAAUUAGGCAAAAGGCUAAACAGGCCAAUCAGCGAGAUUUCAUCUACCAAACCAUCAUGCGGAAUCUCGUGAGGCGCUACGUGACGGUGGAGCAACGCAAAGCGGAAUCACAGGGUGUUACGGAAGAUGAUGUGAAUGAGAUUAAGCAGGACAUAUCGGCCUUUCGGUGUGAGCUGGUGGAAAUACUCAAGAAUAGCGGGAUGAAUACGAGUACGGCAUCUGGGCAGGGAUCAGGUGCGGGUGGGAAGAAGAAUCGGCAGAAGGAGAGACGCCUGAUGAAGGGAUUCAAUAUAGCACCACCACAGCAGAGUACCAUGCUUCCGCCUGUUGCGGAGUUCAUAUCAGCACUGCCACAUCAGCACUCAGAUCCGCCUAACUACGAAAUGUUCGGAUCACCCCUGUCGAAUAUCUUUGGGCCUGGGAUAACGCCCAAGAAGACCCAUCACAACCCCCUGCAGCAGUUCAGCUCAUCCCAGAGCUCCUUUGGGGACUCUCAGCCGAGUAGUAGCUCAAAGUUGGGUAAAUUGGCACCGAAAUUCCACACAAAACGCGCCGGUGGAUCUCACAAACGUAGAUGGGGUACCCUCAUUGAAGCCGCCAAAUCGGGAAGUGUUUCGCGCUUUAUUGGCCGAUCACGCAGUGAAGAUUCCGUGUGCAAUGCACCACCUGGGACGAGCAAUCGCAUGGAUUCGGGGAGUCACAGCAACAGCCCGGCAUCCGAUGAAGCUGUAACGGAGUCAGCAACGGACUCAAAUCCCAGCCUCGAUCGUCCCGAUGUUGAGACACCACGCGACAGUGCUAAGGAACCAACACAUAGUUUUCACUUUAGCGCCCUGGCGGCACUCAAGAGGCGUCGCAAGAAAUUCUCAAACAGCCGCAAUGCAAGUCCCAUCCUUGAGCCACCAAUUGAGCAUGAUGGUGUAUCCAAGAGUAGCAGCAAGAAGCUCCUGAAGCGAGCAUCAAGCGUCCCCACGAGAACUACCAUCAAUGAGAGCAUGGAAUCCCUGCCACCUAAUGGACAGGAUGCUCCUGUGUGUGGAGACGGGGUUAGUGCAACUCUAACAGCCUCCACGACGGAUGAGAGUGUUGCUGGGCAUUUAGUCAUCCCAAUUUGUCCCACGGAACCCCUUCUAGCUGGUCCCAUGAGUGGAGCAAUGAAAAUGGAUGCAAAUGGGCAUCAGCAGGGACAAAAUUUGCCCAAUAUUAUUCCACUUAGAGGGCAUCUUCAUCAACAAGGUUGGCUCUAACUACACUCUCGCCAAACUUUCUCACAAUUUCAUUUUAUGCUAUGGAUUCCCUAGAAAGGUACGCAAAAAAGGAUGUUUAAAAGGAAUGUGAUUGAUUGCAGGCAAACCAAAAGAAAAAUCUUAGAAUGUGUGAUUAAUUUAUUUAGAUUGCUAAAGAAGAAAAAUAUAUCAAAAGAAUAAUGUGAAUGAAUUAAAAGCUAUUUUAGAUGAAACUAUAAAGUAUUAAUUUUUAUGCCUUAAGUUUAUUUAUAUUUUUUAUUAUUCUUUAAUUUUAUUAUAUGAAUUUUUUUUAACGCAAAGAGCAAAAUAAUGCGAUAAGAGAGAAACAUAGUUUAACAUUAUUUAGUAUACCAAAAAAUCGGAUUUAAAAAAAUUUAGGAAAAAAAAACGAAUGACUCACAGUGAGAAGAAAGAAACUGUAGGUAUUUAAAUCGUGCAUAUUAUGUGGAAAAUUUCACACAAAAAAAAACAACUUCAUCGAUUAAAAUUAACAUAUUUAAAAUUUGUAUUAGCUAUGUAUUAAAGAAGAUAAAAAAAUUUAAUUUAAAACAAUAAAAUUGUACCACUUGAUUCGCAUUGAAAAUGUGAAAAUUGAUAAGAAAAAAAGAUAAUGUGAAAAAGAUCAUACUCAUUAGAUAAGAAAAGAACGUAAUUUUUGAAAGAAAAAAUACUAAAUAGCUAUGCAAAGCGAUACAUGUCAUUUGGUGAAAAAGAAUAAAAUAAAAUUUAUGCGUUAAUUUAUUCUAUUGAGCAUGUACUUUAAAGCAUAAACGAUUUUGUAGCUGAAGAAAUUUCCGGAAAAAUAUUUCAAUUUGAAAAAAAAAAAAUGAAAAUAUAGCAUAAUACAUAUAACUAUUGAAGUAGGGGCCACUAAACUCACACGAGCAACUAUAUAUAACCAGAAGGGAAGCGAUUGUUGAAACCACAACCAACCACAUUGAAAGCAAUAGAGAAAAUAGAGAAAAUAUAUAUUUUUCACGAUGGAAAUGGAGUUGUUAGAGACGAACAAAAAGCACUAAAUACAGGGCAAAAAAAAUAGAAAAGAGAAAAUCAAGUGAGUGAUUCACAUGCAAAAUUUAUCCAACUAAAAUCUCGAUUAAUUGCGAUUUCAAUAGGUAUUUAGAUGCAGAAAAUGCAAAAUAAAAAAUAACUUGAGUAUAAAUAAAACACCGCAAUCCACCCAUAUUGUAAGAAUAAAUACAAAAUGGUUUAUUUUGUUAGUGUUACCAAAUAGAUAAAAUAAAAUCAAAUUGUUUACUAUCACUGUAGUUUGCGAAAUGACGAAGACAGAGAAUUGCAUCAUCUUAACAUAGAAAAAAAAAAAUUAAGAAAGAAAAUAUAUAUAAUUUUAAGCAUAAGUUGAUGAAAUGAGAAAAGAUAUUUAAAGAAAAAAAAAGAAACCACAAUACAGAGGCCUUACAUAUAGUGUGAAACAAAAUAAUAAAAUUUUAAAUCACUUAUUAUAUUUGAUGAAAAGAAAAAGAUAAGCAAAUCGUAAAGAGAAACUAUAUUAUAUUAGAAGUAUUAAAUGUUUAGAUGAGAAAGAAAUAUUACAUCUGUUGAAGAGAAA